Molecule: messenger RNA, 2015 nt
Organism: Callithrix jacchus (white-tufted-ear marmoset)
Lineage: Eukaryota; Metazoa; Chordata; Mammalia; Primates; Cebidae
Source: RefSeq, a predicted model, not a curated record
GGCAGAGGGUAGGGGGAGGCUUAGAGUCUGAAGCUGAAGGUCAGAGAAGGAGAGAGCCGACUCUCAGAAAGUGUGAAGACAGGAAGAGAUUGAGAAGCCUAGGCAAAACCUAGGACACUUGCAAAGGACGGGAAAACCAGUAAGAAAGUGCGUGACAGGCCAGGCUCGGUGGCUGACGCCUGUAAUCCCAGCACUUUGGGAGGCCAAGGUGGCUGAUGUCCUGCGAUGGCCGCAGAGGCCCUCCUGCCGUGCCCGCGCCCGUGCCCGAUGUCCCAGUUGGACUUCCUCAAGGCGUCGCACUUCUCGCUGGGGCCCGACCUGCGGCUUCACGAGGGUACCAUGCUCACCACGACGCACCGAGACUUCGCCUACCCGGCUGCCACCCGGGAGCCACCGAGCCUGCAGCCGCCGCCCGCGCUGCUCUUCCAGUUGGACCCGCGCUGGGACCGGGAAGAGCGCGUGUCGGAGGCGCGCCGCGCGUUCCCGCCUCCGUCCACGCCGCCGUGGGAGCUGCUGCGGGCGCAGGCGCGGGAACGCACGCUCGCCAUGAAGGCCAGCAACCUGCACCUGCGCGAGGACGCGCACGCCGGGAUCGGCCUCUCCAGCGCGCGCGCCGCCUACGACUGGCCUGAGCUGCCGGCUCGCGCUGGACAGCAGAUCCGCGGCGCGCGCCUCAUCUUCAACCGCGACUCCCUGCCGACCGGAGACCGCGACAAGCUGCGCAUGCCGCUCACCACGCACCAGGAGCUCUUUCCACCCCAGGACGCGCGCCCGCAGCCCCGAGCGCCCAGUUGCCACCUCGGGGGCCCCAACACCCUCAAGUGGGACUACAAGAGACAAGAUGGGACUUCCUACCAGAGACAGUUCCAGGCCCUGCCAGGCCGACCUGCCUUGAUGUGUAAGAGGGCCUCCUCCAGAGUGGAGCUGGGAGACUGCAAGAUUGGCUAUAGAUCAACGUGUUCAGAGCAGAAACAGGCCUACAGACCCCAGGGUCUGCCUGAAGAAAGGUAUGACAAGACCCAGGCCGCAGCCCACAUCCACUAUGUAAAUAUCCGUCCUGGAGACAGCCUCUUCCACGACAGGACCACCAAGACCGAGCACUUCUAUGCCCGGGAGCCAGAGCCUUUUGUUCUUCACCACGAUCAGACUCCGGAGUCGCACAUCCUGAAAGGAAAUUGGUGCCCCGGCCCUGGCAGUCUGGACACCUUCAUGCAGUACUUCUACGGCCAGCCGCCACCCCCGACCCAGCCACCCAGCCGCCACGUGCCUCACGAGAAAUUGCAGAGUCACGUGACCCUAGCGGAGCCAAAGCUGCUCAGACACUUCUUCAAGACCACCAUGGGCUCGGACUACUGCCCCUCAGAGUGGAGGCAGGUGAAGAAAGCAUCCAACCUCCACUUGCAGCGGAGCAACCUGCCUCAGGGCACUGGCGAAUUCGAUUUUUUAACCAUGAACCAGAAGAUGCUGAAGCCACACAGAACAGCUCCGGCCCCGGUGACUGAAGAGAUGCUACAGAGGGUGAGGGAGGAGGAAGAGAGCCACCCUUCAUUAUGUAACCCCCACAUGGGUAUAGAGUUAUCUCAGGAUGACUAUGCUGUCACCCAGCCUGAGUUAGUGAUCACCCAGGUUCGGGGGCAUCUUAAUAUUCCUUCAGCCUCAAGAUCAUCCCUAGCUUGGCCGAGUGCGGUGGUUCACAUCUGUAAUCCCAGCACUUUAGGAGGCCGAGGCGGGCGGAUCACCUGAGGUCAGGAGUUCGAGACCAGCCUGGUCAACAUGGCGAAACCCCGUCUCUACUAAAAAUACAAAAAUUAGCCGGGUGUGGUGGCGGUCACCUGUAAUUCCAGCUACCCGGGAUGCUGAGGUAGAGCUGCUUGGACCGGGAAGGUGGAGGUUGCAGUGAGCCGAGAUCGUGCCAUUGCACUCCAGCCUGGGCAACAGAGCAAGACUCUGCCUUAAAAAAAAAAAAAAGAGAGAGAGAGACAUCAUCCCUACCUCACCCCCCAGGGUCAUGUCAA